This is a messenger RNA of Dissoconium aciculare CBS 342.82, 1149 nucleotides long. RefSeq lists its product as uncharacterized. The transcript has a single exon. NCBI's taxonomy places the organism in Eukaryota, Fungi, Ascomycota, Dothideomycetes, Mycosphaerellales, Dissoconiaceae. Bases 1 to 1149 code for a protein of 382 amino acids. The record is from RefSeq and is a predicted model, not a curated record.
AUGCUGCCAACGCUCCCCUUGAAUGGCUCCACAUCGCAGAACCCAAUCACACCAGAUUUAAAUGCAGACUCACAGCAUGCGAUCGAAGCACGCAGUCUCCUCCGGGCCAUCCUCCGCGAAAGCACCUACCUACCAGACCCGCAGGCGAGGCUUCACGUCCACCAGCGCGCGCUCACGGAAUUCCGGAAGUGGAGAUCGAAGGCUCGGCGACUUCGCGACUCGCCGGAGUUCGAGACGAGACUCAAGGAGAAGCGGCAGGACGCUCGUAAGGCCGCCAGAGAACUGCAUCGGGCCAAUCAAGGCGAGAUGACCGUGUUGCGCAAGGUCCUCCUGGCGACUUAUGGGCGAAGCGGCAAACGUCGCGUCGAGCUGUUGCAGCCGCUGCUCGUCCCGAUCGAACGGCAACGGCUCUUCUUCGAUGGCAUCGCAGACCUCGUCAUACAGAAGCGAGAUGCCGGCGGAGGGGUCCCCGUGCUGCCGAACCCAACCGAUGGACAGGCGAAAGCCAAAGCGAAGCCCCCGAAGCCUCCACCACCAGCAAGCGACAAGUCCAAAUCCCUCCAUCCGCUCAACCGCGACAUCGCCGACGCUCUCCUGACGCCGCAGCUGUCCGCGCUCGUGAAAUCGCAACUGCAGCACGGCAUACUCCGGCCGGGCCAAUCCGGUCUGACCCAGGCCCGGCCUCAGAUCCUCGCGCUCGCGACCAGCGGCCUCCCGAUGCCCGUAUCACGCCUGCGCAACCUCUCGCAGGACUGGUACCGAGACAUGCUCUCGCGGGUGCUCCCACCCCUCCCCGCCGCGGAAUGGAACCGCCUGCGGGACCUCGCCAACACGACGCGGCGCCCGCACGAGAUCCUCGUUCCGCGCCGACGCAGCGCGGCCGGGGCAGGUCGCUCCUCCUCCUCCUCGAUCCCGAGCAUGCUGGAGCUCGUCGUGUCCGGCGCGCAGUUCUCCCGGGGCCACUUCGAGAACCGCGAGGCGCGGAACCUCUCCCCGAGGAUGAUGCAGCGGGCGUGGGCGGAGGUGUUCAAGCUGUGCCCGCUGCUGCGCUGGGACGAGGAGUGGAAGACCUGGGCCGUCACCUGGGGCGAGGCCGCUCUGAAGCUUCCCCGGCCGGCGGAUGAGGUGGAGGGGCCGGCUUCGUCGUGA